AUGGUUAGAUAUACAGAAGAAGAACUCUUGCAAUUGCAACCUGACGUCGAAGUUCCUGUGAACUUUGACAUUGAUUCUUUCAGGGCAAUUAUCGACAAAGUCAAGGAGAUUCAAGGCUUCCAGGAGGAAGAGUACCAACAUUUCCAUCGCAGAAGAUCAUCUCAUCACCAUGGUAAGCCAAAGAUUAAGCACUUGAAGCCUAAAAUCAAAACGGACUCUGAUGGUUGGUCCACAUUUGACAACAACGCUAGAAGAAAGUCGAGCGUUGCAGCUGGCAGUGCUGGAGCCCUCAACAGCAGUGAUGAAGAGGUCGCGGUGAAGGAACCUGCAAGUAUCGCUCAGGAAACAUUGAAAGUCAAGCCCAACAAAAAUAUCUCUUCGACAAAACCGGCAGACGCUCGUGACAUCGUUACCGACAAGGCCGUUAAUAACUUCAAUGCGUUUGCUGCUCUCGAAAGUGAUGAGGAAGAUGAUUGA
Messenger RNA from Lachancea lanzarotensis, 477 nucleotides. RefSeq names its product LALA0S01e05006g1_1 (gene CAF20). Bases 1 to 477 code for a protein of 158 amino acids. The record is from RefSeq and is a predicted model, not a curated record. NCBI's taxonomy places the organism in Eukaryota, Fungi, Ascomycota, Saccharomycetes, Saccharomycetales, Saccharomycetaceae. Gene Ontology annotation, biological process: translational initiation; negative regulation of translation. The transcript has a single exon.